Aspergillus nidulans FGSC A4 is the source of this 1642-nucleotide messenger RNA. Its product is annotated as translation initiation factor eIF2 subunit gamma. Gene Ontology annotation, molecular function: tRNA binding; GTPase activity; GTP binding. The record is from RefSeq and is a predicted model, not a curated record. The coding region runs from base 98 to 1642 and encodes 514 amino acids. NCBI's taxonomy places the organism in Eukaryota, Fungi, Ascomycota, Eurotiomycetes, Eurotiales, Aspergillaceae. Gene Ontology annotation, biological process: formation of translation preinitiation complex. The transcript is spliced from 3 exons.
AAACCAGCAAAUUUCAUCCUACGAUUCCUCGACGUCCACGCACCAACCUUCUCCUGUACACCGUUUCAUUUUGCGAACCCCGCUGUCGAGCGCAAUCAUGGCUACCAACGGCGAUUUUUCAGACGAGGAGUCCCAGCCCGGGUCUCCCAUUCUUAACGCCAAUGGCCAGGAUGAUAUCCAAGACCAAGAGCCCCUCGAGCAGGAGGAGAAGCCCAUCAAGUCAGCGAUGAAGAAGGACUUCAUACCUGUUUCUCAGCCGAAACGACCGGAACUACCGGAGCAACCCAACCCAGAAACGCUCGACCUGUCUACACUAACUCCUCUGUCACCUGAGAUUAUCGCCCGCCAGGCUACGAUUAACAUCGGUACCAUUGGCCACGUCGCUCACGGUAAGUCAACGGUGGUGAAGGCUAUUUCAGAGGUUCAAACUGUCCGAUUUAAGAACGAGUUGGAGCGAAACAUUACCAUCAAGCUGGGUUAUGCCAACGCGAAAAUCUACAAGUGCGACAACCCCGCUUGCCCUCGGCCGACAUGCUACAAGAGCUAUAAGAGUGAGAAGGAAAUUGAUCCGCCCUGUGAGAGAGAUGGAUGCUCUGGCCGCUACCGUCUCUUAAGACACGUUUCCUUCGUCGACUGCCCUGGUCACGACAUUCUUAUGAGUACCAUGUUGUCAGGUGCCGCUGUCAUGGAUGCUGCUCUUUUGCUUAUCGCUGGAAACGAAACCUGUCCUCAGCCCCAGACUUCGGAGCAUUUGGCUGCUAUUGAAAUCAUGAAGCUUAGCCACAUCAUUAUCCUUCAAAACAAGGUCGAUUUGAUGAGGGAAGAUGGAGCGUUGCAGCAUUACCAGUCGAUCUUGAAAUUUAUCCGUGGUACCGUUGCCGACGGCUCUCCCAUCAUUCCCAUCUCCGCUCAGCUCAAGUACAACAUCGAUGCCGUCAACGAGUAUCUGGUUUCGCACAUCCCCGUGCCAGUCCGCGAUUUCACGGCAUCUCCUCACAUGAUUGUUAUCCGGUCUUUCGACGUGAACAAGCCUGGUGCAGAGAUUGAUGAGCUAAAGGGUGGUGUGGCUGGUGGUUCCAUUUUGACUGGUGUCCUCAAGUUGAACGAUGAAAUCGAAAUUCGACCAGGUCUCGUCACUAAGGACGAGAACGGCAAGAUCCAGUGUCGCCCUAUCUUCUCGCGGGUUGUGUCUUUGUUUGCCGGACACAACGACCUGAAAUUCGCUGUCCCCGGUGGAUUGAUCGGUGUUGGUACUCGUGUUGACCCUACUCUUUGCCGUGCCGAUCGCCUGGUUGGUUUCGUCCUCGGUCACCGUGGGCGCCUUCCCGCUAUCUACACAGAGCUAGAGGUCAAUUACUUUUUGCUGCGCCGACUUUUGGGUGUCAAGACUGCCGACGGCAAGCAGGCCAAGGUCGCCAAGCUGGCUAAGAACGAGGUUCUCAUGGUUAAUAUCGGCUCUACAGCUACCGGUGCGAAGGUGGUCGGUGUCAAGGCUGAUGCUGCUAAGCUGAGCUUGACUAGCCCAGCCUGUACUGAGGUUGGCGAGAAGAUUGCCAUUAGUCGAAGAAUUGAGAAGCACUGGCGUUUGAUUGGUUGGGCCAACAUUGUUGCUGGUAACACCCUCGAGCCCAUUGUCAACUAA